GAUUGCAGCCUUACUGCAAACUCGCCGCAGCUGCGUAAAGAAACAGUUUGUUCCAAUGAAGGCGAAGUGCGUUGGGCGCUGACUCAGUUCCUCCCCUUCGCUUUGCCGAGCGGAUUCGGACGGAGAGCGCGCCCCGGCGCGGACGAUGCCCAGCGCUGUCCUCCGCAACACACUCGGCGUACGACCCGCUUGCCGCCGGCUCCGGAGCUGCGAUAUCGGCGGUAAUGGAUGGCUCCGAACAGCCCAACGCCUUCAGAAGGUCCCGCAGCUUCCACUUAAAAAACUUCAGAACAUUCCUCAACAAAAUGAGCCACCGAGGAGCGAUAGAGCAGGAAGCUAAGGAUGCAUGUGAUUGGCUGCGGGCAGCAGGAUUUCCUCAGUAUGCACAGCUCUACGAAGACUCCCAGUUUCCCAUUGACAUCACAGCGGUCAAGAAGGAUCACAUCUUUCUUGACGAGGAUUCUUUGAAAUCUGUGUGCAGACGGCUGGUAAUUCUGAAUAAAUAUACCUUUAUAAAGUCUGAUACCAACACUACCAGGAAAUUGGGGGAUGAUUCUGAUGAAGAUGCCUGUGCUAUCAGUGACCGUUGGGCAUUUCAGCGAGAGAGCAGGAGAUGGUCUCGCCUGACAGUUGCUGACUUCCGGAUGAGCCGAGCCGAGGUCCUAAGCUCGGUAAUGAAGGAGUCUGCCAGUCGUGAGAGUGUUCUCUCCGAGCUCAGUGAUCGCGAAGCCAGCUCCGCGCGCAGCAACAGCAGUGUUGGGAGCAUCCAGGAAGUGUUGGGGGGUCACUCUUCAAACAGUCAGCUGGCAACGAGUGAAAAUCCUGAGACAGUCUUGUUGGCUCAUUCCCAAGCAGCAGAACAGGCUCACAACUGCACACUCGAUAGCAGUGUUUUCAUGACCACUCCAGACGUUACCGAAAGCCCCAGAAAGCAUCGGACCAAGAGCUUUCUCCGACGAAUUGAAUCCCUUCGGUUUAAAACGCUUCGCAAUAAAUCCAAAGUGGCUUCAAAGAACAAAGAGACAAAAAGUAUCAUAACAGUAUUACAGCAAUACCAUGAUCCAUUAGACUGCUCUAGUCCUCUGAAAACUGGGAGCAAGAGCCCAACGGGCUUGGUGAAUAAUGUAUCUCCAUCUGACAUUCCUUCACUGGCUGAUUGUGGAUGUCUAGAACAUUGUUCAGGUAAAUCUAGGAGGAGCCAUUGUGGACUCUACUUGGAAGACUAUGAAAUGGGCUUUGCAGCUUCUUCCAGUUAUAAUAGAAAUGAUGAUCCAUGUUCUCAACAAGAUUAUGUUGUUCGUGUCCCAGCAAAUCACAAAUUAGGAACCUUUCCCAAAGCUCUCUCCAUUGAAAGCUUGUGUCCUGGUGCUGAUAACCAUUUGGUAAAAUGGAGAUCAGGAAACAGCUCCUUUGGGAUGUCUUUGUGUGGGAGUGCCAACAAUGUUCAACGACUGAGUCUUCAGGGACAAAGAGAUUCUUGCAGCUCCAUGGACAGCAGGCAAAGUUUUUAUGACAAUGUGCCUGAAACCCAUCCAUAUAACAGUGUUGGUGGACAAGAAUACUAUUUUAAACAACUAGAUGAUGUUUUGAAGCAUGUUAAUGGUUUACAGCAGAGAGUAGAUAGUUGGUCAAAAAUGAUAUGCACUGAUUACAACGACACUGAGUCUGACUCUACUGGAGAAACAGUUUUUCCUUUGCCAGGUUUGAACUUUGAAGACCGCUCAAUGUCUGAUGUGGGAACAACUGCAAGUGAUUUUGAUAGCACUGGGAAUUCACUGAAUGAAGUGGAAGAAAUGGAGAUGAGGGAACGGAGAGAUUCUGGAGUAGGGGCUUCAUUAACCAGACCAAGCAGGAAGCUGCGCUGGCACAGUUUCCAGAACUCUCACCGCCCCAGCCUGAAUUCUGCGUCGAUGGAAAUCAACAGACAGUCGGCAGCUCAGCUCAACCUCCUGCAGCGAUUCUCCUUGCUGCGUUUGACUGCCAUCAUGGAGAAAUACAGCGUCCGCAGCAAGCAGGGCUGGAACUGGGGUGUUCCCAAAUUCAUGAAAAGAAGCAAGGAACCAGAUUACCGAGGCAAAAAUGUAUUUGGUGUUCCACCAUUAGUAAAUGUCAAGAGGUCGGGGCAGCCACUACCUCAAAGCAUUCAACAAGCCAUGCGCUACCUGCGUAGUCAGUGCAUGGGCCAGGUUGGUAUCUUCAGGAAGUCAGGGGUGAAAUCGCGAAUCCAGGUCCUCAGACAGAUGAAUGAAAACAAUCCUGACAAUGUCAAUUAUCAGGGUCAAUCAGCAUUUGAUGUAGCAGACUUGUUAAAACAGUAUUUCCGAGAUCUUCCAGAGCCGAUUUUCACCAGCAAGCUGACAGAAACCUUUCUACAGAUCUAUCAAUAUGUGCCAAUGGAUCAACGUCUCCAAGCUGUUCAGGCUGCCAUUUUGCUGAUGCCAGAUCAGAACCGUGAGGUUCUUCAGUCCCUAUUGUACUUCCUAAGUGACAUUGCGUCUGUGCAGCAAAACCAGAUGACUGCUGGAAAUCUGGCUGUGUGCCUUGCACCCUCACUGUUUCACCUUAACGUGUUGAAGAAAGAAACUUCCUCUCCAAGGAUGAUCCGAAAGAGAGUUGUUCUAAGUAAACCCGAUCAGAGGGACCUCAGCGAGAAUCUGGCAGCAACUGAAGGAUUGGGUCACAUGAUCACAGAGUGCAAGAAACUUUUCCAGAUUCCCCAUGAUAUAAUGGUGCAGUCUCGGAACUCCUAUAUUGCAGCUGAUGCUCACCCGUUAUCUACAGAGGGCUUCAGGAGACAUGCUGGAGGCAUUGUCAAGGAUUAUAUGGCCCACAUGGAAGAUACAAUCCAGGCUCUACUAAAAGAGGUGGGAGAUAAGUUUAAAGGCUGGACCAGCACCGUAGGACCUGUGAACACAGAACUUUCUUACAAAAAGGUUGGUGACGGAUAUCCCAUCCGCUUGUGGAAAGUGACAACGGAAGUAGAAGCAGCCCCAAGCUCGGUGUUACACCGUCUGCUCCGGGAGCGACACCUCUGGGAUGAUGAUGUUUUGAUGGGAAAAAUUGUGGAGCAUUUGGACAAAAACACUGAGAUUUACCAUUAUGUCCUGGACAGCAUGGCGCCACAUCCCAGGAGGGACUUUGUUGUUUUGAGGACCUGGCGAGCUGAUUUGCCAAAGGACAUGUGCGUUAUGGUAGCAGUCUCCGUUGUGCAUGACUCAUUGCACUUGGAAGGAGGUGUAAGAGCUGUAGUACUGAACUCUCAGUACCUGGUGGAGCCUUGUGGUUCAGGUAGAUCCCGGCUCACGUACAUCUCCCGAACUGACCUAAGGGGAAGGACUCCUGAAUGGUACAACAAGGUCUCUGGAUACCUUUGUGCUGUAGAGGUUGCUAGGAUACGCGACUCCUUUCGGCCACCAAAUUCAUAAGGAUUAAAGAUCAAAAUCGGACUUGAACUGACACUUCAGACGGAAGAAAGCUGUUUUAUUUGAGUGUGCAUAGUGGCAGCUGUCAUUGAAUAGUGAUUGGUUUUCAACCUAUAGCGACCAGACAAGUUAUAGCACUGGUUCAGAUGAAGGUGGCUCUGCAACCCAUUUCUUACUGUUUAUUUAAGAUGCGGAGUAUCCUGACAUCAACCAUCAUCUUUGAACUUCUCCUUGACUGUUUAGUCAGUAUUGUAUCAACAUAAUAGUUCUUGUGAUGGUGACAUCCCCGGAAGAAGAGAGGGUUUUUCUGUGGAGUAUCUUGGUUUAAUUUUCUUGUCUGUUCGUGUGACCCUGUAACUCCUGGCAUUUCUUGCACCCAUGCAUUUGGAACAAAGAAGUUGAGCAUCAUAAAUUGAGUUCAGAGUUGUUCUAUUAUCCCUCUUGGUUUGGUAUGAAUUGUUGUAAAUCUGAAAACAGUGAUAUUGCUUGCAACAUAUUCAUCUGGUAAAAAGAUGUACAUGAAAGGAUAAGGCUUGAAAUGCAGUUGAGGCUUUAAACAAUGGGGAAAAAAAGGAAAUAUGAGAGUGAUAUAAGAUUUAAUGUUCAGGAUUUUUUUUAUUUACAGUAUAUGUGAGGAGAUGUUGGCUAAGAUAUGUUGUGGGCUAUGGGAGAAGUUGCUAAGCGGAAAUGGAGUAUGUUUAGAGCAUUUGCUGUGAGCAAAUACCAGUUGAAGUGACACAAGCUGUUCACUGUAGUAAAUCUGGAUAUUUAAACUAUUUGAGGUUAUUUUUAACCUCAUGCUUAUAUUUUACUAUUUCUAUAAAGUACUGCACUAAUAUUUUACGUUGGCCUUUCCGGACACAGGCUCCCUUAACAUAGAGUAUCAGGUAUAUAACUUUUUGAUUAUAUCUAAACUGUUAUUUCUAAGCUUUGGGGCAGGCAAUUAAGACUUCAGGUCCUUGUGAUUUUAAACCCAAACACUAAGGGAUGUCUAAUGUCCCCUUCCCUCUUGGAUCUCCACAUAGGCCCUCCACCCUCCAUCCAACUCGCUGGAGAUAAACAGCUUAUCUAAGCCCUUAACUGCCUGAAACUAUGUGACCCCUAGCCUUCCUCAUCCAAUGAAAACAGAAGGAUUUCCUCAACUUUUCCCUGGCACUUAAAAUCCUGUUGCUCCCUCUGCUUUUGGAUGUCUUUCAUAAUGGGAGAGUAUUGCUGGAAGUUUGUUGACAUUCUUUUACAUUUUGCUUGACUUGACUUUUAAAAUUUGCCAAGUUUCUGUUUAUUUUAACUUGCCGUAGGCAGACCAUCCCACCCUGUAUCUUUAAAGGGAAGAAAUAACACAGGCCACGGAGUUGGGUAUUUUGAGUCCCAAUAGCAGAAUUCAGUGGUGUUUUCCUUUUGUUGCUACUUAUCCUAUUCCAGUUAUUUAUUUUGCUGUUUUUUUUUGUUUAAAUGAUUUUAUGACUGGAGGAGAGGAACUUUGUACUGGAUUUCUCAAUCCUGCCAUUCCAAAGAUUCUGUGAAUAUUUUUAGUUGUUUUUGCCACUGGUUAGUUUGGUGUUGUAAAUAAUUCCAUGUUGCUUUGCCCUGGCUUUGAUGAUAUCCCCGACCAGGUGGGUGAAUUCUUCGUGAACCCCAGAAGGUUAGAUCUUCUGCAAUAAAUAUUUUAAUGCUGCCUUUUUAAGAACGAGAAAAGAUCUGCUGCUUGAGAGCUUGAAGAGCUUUUCACCUGCAUUUGAAUUGUCAGAUUUAUGCAGAGAAUGUGCUCCCCCACCCACCACCCCAAUAUGAUUGUAUUUUUCCUGCAUUGCCUUCACAUAUAAUUUUCAAAUUUCUUUCAUAAAUCAGUUAUUGAGGUAUUUUUGUCUUGGCUUAACCCAAUGAUUAUAUUGAUACCACUUCCAGGACUGAGGCGCAGCUCUUAGAGACCGAAUUUCACAUGUUGGCCUUUUUGUGAUGGGCAUAAAGUAAAAUUUCAUUACGUAAGACUUGAGAGCAGAGUUAACAUCACAAUGGAUUCAUGAUAAUUCCACCAUCGUUGGGAAUGUAAUUUGCAGUUGUGCUUGUAAUAUUUAAUAGCGUUGCUGCUUUAAGACAGAGCAUCUCGUGAUCCUUGGCUAUGAACCUACUGAGUCGUGAUCAUUUUCAGUGAGGUGGUAAUUACAAACUGUUUUAAUUACCCUCUGUGAUUGCCUCUCUGGUUCUUUUAGCACCUGGAAAUUUUACUUUCACUUUAAUUCAAUUAAACUGAGCAGCUGUUCAGAGCCAAAAUAGUUUGUCAGGUUUUUACCCCUCACUUUCAAGUGCACAUGCUCCAGGUUCAAAUCCUUGGCUUGGCCCUCAGGUUACAAAAUGACAAGAACCAUGAGCUUGACUGAUAGUUCUUUAUUGCAGUUCCCAAAUUUAUUUGUUCGUGCAGCUAAGAGCCAAAAGAUGAUCUAAAAGACCUCAGGAUAGAUAGGUUGAACUUUUAAGCACAAUGAAGAUAAAUUAAUUGGUUCAAAGUAAAAGCGAGGCCAACUAUUUAAAGGAGGCUUGAAGAGGGAGGAUGAGUGAGUAGAUUUACAAUCUCAGGUCAUUAGGAACAACGGCAUUCACAAGAGCUCUUUUUAUUAAUGAGAAACUGUGAUAACAUGGAAAAUUUAUUUGUAGCCUCCUGAUGAGAUCAGAACCGCUCCUGAAAGUAAAUGUCUUCAUCCUGUGAAUAGGUAUUUAAAGUUUGCAUUAAAGAAAUGUGAAGUAAUGUAACAAUGAAUCUCUAUAUUUAUGGAAAUAUCAGACAAAGGAAGGCAACUCUCAAAGAAAUAUGGUAAGAUUUACUGGAGAUUUCACUGAAUGAUUUUAGGAACUAUAUAUGCACAUCAUCAUGUGCCUGAUCAUGAGUUCAUGACCUAGUGGGUCUAACAAUGGCUUUUUUCAGCCUCAGUUCUUUUUGAACUCUGACUUUACCAACUUCUCAUAAAAUGAAGAAAUGCAAAGGGCAUUAUGUAAAAGGGACAUUGUAAAGUUGUUUUUUAUUUAACUGGCAUUCCAUGAGUGAACUGUACAGAACUGUGCUCUCAGCAGAGAGCUGGCAUAGCGUAGAGAUAUAUCACAAGUGCAGUUUGCAUGCUCUUUUGUUCAUUGCAGCCAACAGAUAGAAAAUAUACAGAGAGUAUCCACAGUUAGUAUAAUUCCAGCAUUACUAUUACAGUAUUGAAUUCACAUACGGGGAAGCAAAAUGGACAUACGGAAUGCUCUUGCAUGAGCUCAUGUAUGUUCUCCUUGGAGAUAUUGAAUAAAGUGGGGUAUUGUAUCAGUGAGGAGUGUGUGUGCGAGAGAGAGUAUUCAGGGAAUGUCACGUCUGUAAGAACUCAUAAUGGCACAGAUAGCUAUUUAAUAUUGAGAAUAUGUCUGAUCUCAGGUAUUUAAAUGUAUGAGUUUUGUUGCCAACUGUACAUAUGUUGUAUUCCUGCAAAAUAUGUGCACCCAUGAGAAAUAUUUGUAUGGAAAGUUUUUUUUAUAUUGUCAUAUAUGAAAAAUAUAUUUUUUCUCAACAGUCUGCUCAAAUGUACAGGUCAUUUUAAUAAAUUUUGCUUCUGACUCAAAAA
Messenger RNA from Hypanus sabinus (Atlantic stingray), 7012 nucleotides. RefSeq names its product StAR-related lipid transfer (START) domain containing 8 (gene stard8). Gene Ontology annotation, molecular function: GTPase activator activity; lipid binding. The transcript is spliced from 14 exons. Lineage: Eukaryota; Metazoa; Chordata; Chondrichthyes; Myliobatiformes; Dasyatidae. The coding region runs from base 225 to 3425 and encodes 1066 amino acids. The record is from RefSeq and is a predicted model, not a curated record. Gene Ontology annotation, biological process: regulation of Rho protein signal transduction; signal transduction; actin cytoskeleton organization.